AUGGGUCGUUCAAAACAAUCACUGAAUAAUUCUGCAGUUAAGUCUCCGAAACCUGGAACGACUCCCGAAUUUAAGAUCAAGAGCCCUAUGAACGGCAAAACAACGCCAAUGAGACCUGGCUCCAAGCGACCAGUCCCGGUCGGUAGCGAGGAAAGUGAAUCAGAUGUCGAAACUGUCAUGUCAGAUGACCGCAUUGCCAGUUUGAAAGCAUCAAACAAGAAGCUGAAACUUGCCGAUGACAGGUCACUGGAUCCAGAAGAGGAUGACGUUGAAAGUGACGAGGAGGAAGAUGAUGAAGAUGUUGACGUUGAUGAGGACGACGAUGAAGAAGAUGACAGCGAUGACGAGGAUGAUGAUGAGGAGGACGAAGACGAUGACGAGGAGGAGGAUGAUGAUGAUGAGGAGGAGGGGGACGACGAUGAAGAUGACGAAGACAGUGAUGAAGACCAGGAAGAUGAUGACACAACCAGGAUUGUUGUGGGAGCCAAGAGUGCUGGUCCGAAGAGUGCUCCCCAAAAACUAGCUCCCCAGCAAAAGAAUGGGAAAUCGACUCCGAGCGUCCCUGCUGCCCCUCCGAAGAUGGAGGCUACAGAGACAAAGGCAGAGAGUGGCAUGUCAGGAUCUGUAAUAAUAGUGAACGGACCUGAUAACUUGGAUGGUUUGAGAGAGUUUCUCUCCAAGAUAACCCCGUUACCGACAUACACAAGAUGGAGCCUGCUCCUGUACUGGCUACGGUGGCAAACUUGA
This is a messenger RNA of Trichobilharzia regenti, 747 nucleotides long. The record is from the annotation of a GenBank genome assembly. Lineage: Eukaryota; Metazoa; Platyhelminthes; Trematoda; Strigeidida; Schistosomatidae.